Molecule: messenger RNA, 3063 nt
Organism: Zalophus californianus (California sea lion)
Lineage: Eukaryota; Metazoa; Chordata; Mammalia; Carnivora; Otariidae
Gene: SEMA4A
Product: semaphorin 4A
Exons: 15
Coding region: 120-2399 (759 amino acids)
Biological process (GO): negative chemotaxis; semaphorin-plexin signaling pathway; positive regulation of cell migration
Molecular function (GO): chemorepellent activity; semaphorin receptor binding
Source: RefSeq, a predicted model, not a curated record
GCGGGGGUGUGGCAGGGACGGAGGCACUGGGAGACAGGAACUGCCUGGCUUUCCAGGGGGAGGGAAGCACCGUGCGUCCCCAAGCUGCAGAGCCGUCCGGUGACAGCCUCCAGCUGAGCAUGGCCCUCCUGGCCCCGGGCCGGGACCCUUGGAGCCUCCUGGGCUUUUUCCUGUCCCCGCUGUUUCUGCCGCUGCCGCCGACUGCAGGGGCCGGUGCGCAGGAGCCCCUGCCCAGGAUCACUUACCGGGCAGGGGAGGGACGCAGGGCUCUCAGCCUCUUCCACCAGAAGGGCCUCCAGGAUUUCGACACUCUGCUCUUGAGUGGUGACGGAGGCACUCUCUAUGUGGGGGCUCGAGAGGCCAUUCUGGCCUUGGAUAUCCAGGACCCAGGGAUGCCAAAGCUGAAGAACAUGAUACCCUGGCCAGCCAGCGACCAAAAAAAGAGUGAAUGCGCCUUUAAGAAGAAGAGCCAUGAGACACAGUGCUUCAACUUUAUCCGUGUCCUGGUCUCUUUCAACGCCAGCCACCUGUACACCUGUGGUACCUUUGCCUUCAGCCCCGCGUGUACCUUCAUUGAACUCCAAGAUUCCUACCUGUUGCCCAUCUCCGAGGACAAGGUUGUGGAGGGGAAAGGCCAAAGCCCCUUUGACCCUGCCCAUAAGCACACGGCUGUCUUGGCAGAUGGGAUGCUCUAUUCUGGCACCAUGAACAACUUCCUGGGCAGCGAGCCCAUCCUGAUCCGCACGCUGGGACCCCAGCCCGUCCUCAAGACUGACAAUUUCCUCCGCUGGCUGCAGCCGGACGCCUCCUUCGUGGCAGCCAUCCCUUCGACCCAUUUCGUCUACUUCUUCUUCGAGGAGACAGCCAGCGAGUUCGAGUUCUUCGAGAGGCUCCACACGUCCCGGGUGGCCAGAGUCUGCAAGAACGACGUGGGCGGCGACAAGCUGCUGCAGAAGAAGUGGACGACCUUCUUGAAGGCCCAGCUGCUGUGCUCGCAGCCGGGGCAGCUGCCCUUCAACGUCAUCCGCCACGCCGUCCUGCUGCCCGCCGCUGCCUCCACCGAGCCCCGCGUCUAUGCGGCCUUCAGCUCUCAGUGGCAGAUUGGUGGGACCAGGAGCUCUGCCGUCUGUGCCUUCUCUCUCAAGGACAUCAAGCGUGUCUUUGAGGGGAAGUACAAGGAGUUGAACAAAGAGACUUCACGCUGGACUACUUAUGGGGUCCCCGAGAUCAGUCCCCGGCCAGGCAGCUGCUCCGUGGGCCCCUCCUCUGACAAAGCCUUGACCUUCAUGAAGGACCAUUUCCUGAUGGAUGAGCAGGUGGUGGGGACACCCCUGCUGGUGAAGUCUGGUGUGGAGUACACGAGGCUUGUGGUGGAGACAGCCCAGGGCGUCAAUGGGCACAGCCAUCUGGUCCUGUACCUGGGCACCGCCACAGGCGCCCUCCACAAGGCUGUGGUGAGUGGGGACGGCAGUGCUCAUCUGGUGGAGGAGAUCCAGCUGUUCCCUGAUCCCGAACCUAUCCGCAACCUGCUGCUGGCCCCUGAACAGGGCGCAGUGUUUGCGGGCUUCUCAGGGGGCAUCUGGAGGGUUCCCCGAGCCAACUGCAGCGUCUAUGGGAGCUGUGUGGACUGUGUCCUGGCCCGGGACCCCCACUGUGCCUGGGACCCCGAGUCCGGAACCUGCCGUCUCCUGCCCACCCCCACCCCGAAGUCCUGGAGACAGGACACGGAACAAGGGAAUCCAGGGUGGGCAUGUGCCACUGGCCCCGUGGGCAGGAGCCUCCAGCCUCAAAGCCGCCCCCAAAUCAUUAAAGAAGUCCUGGCUGUCCCCAACUCCAUCCUGGAGCUCCCCUGCCCCCACCUCUCGGCCCUGGCCUCGUACCGCUGGAGUCAGGGCGCAGCCAAGCUCCCAGAAGCCUCUUCGGCGGUCUUCAAUGGCUCCCUGGUGCUGCUGCUGCAGGGUGGGGUAGGGGGCCUGUACCAGUGCUGGGCCACGGAGAAUGGCUUCUCGUACCCUGUGGUGUCCUACUGGGUGCACAGCCAGGAUCAGCCCCUGGCCCUGGACCCCGAGCUGGGGGGCAUUCCCCGGGAGCGUGUGGAGGCCCCACUGACCAGGGUUGGCGGCGGGGCCGCCCUGGCCGCCCGGCGGUCGUACUGGCCCCACUUCCUCACAGUCACUGUGCUCCUGGCCUUAGUGCUUUCAGGAGCCCUCCUCCUCCUCCUCGCCUCCCCACUGGGGGCUCUCCGAGCCCGGGGCAAGGUGCAGGGCUGUGGGACCCUGCCCCCGGGGGAGAAGGCCCCCCUGAGCCGGGAGCAGCCCCUCCAACCUCCCAAGGAACGCAGGCCGUCCGCCAGCGACGUGGACGCCGACAACAACCACCUGGGCACCGAGGUGGCGUAGACUCUGGGCGCAGGGUAGGGGGGCGACCGCCGCGCUGCUGGGGGACCUGGGGCAGCACGGCCCUGAGGGCGGGGGCGGGGCACAGCACACCACCUUCCCGCCUUGUCACCCGGGGCCUUCAGCGGGGCUGGAACCCAGCAGCCUGACGCCCUGUGGGCCUCCCCUCCACCGCACACAUGGGCCCUCCAACGGGCCGUCCCAGGCCUGGACCAAACAAGAAGACCCGGAGCGGAUCCCUCCAGAAACAUACCGCUCCAGGAGCCCCUAAAACACGAGACUGCCCCAGGCCCCUGUGGUAACGAAGCCCAAGGUGCACACGAGUAGGCACGCCGCCGCCCGCCGUCCCUGGAGACCCCCCCCGCCGGGGGCAGCAGCCGCCCCCACGGACACCAAGACUCCGCCGUCCCAGGGCCCUGCAGGGAGCUGCCCCAUCCUGCCACCUUGUCCACCCAGCACCGCUGACCCCCGGCAAGUGAGCACCUUCCUUCUUGUUUCGGUCGGGGCAGACUGCGACCCCUGCUGCGCUGGAAGGACAGGGGUCAUCUGAGCCUUGUUCCUGCCUCACCUCGGGCUGACCUCUUCAGGCCCUCCUCUCCCCUUUCCCUUAUUUUGGGAUUCAGAAGACCGCUUGUCACAGACAGUUUAUUUUUUAUUAAAAAGACAA